Molecule: messenger RNA, 3020 nt
Organism: Phascolarctos cinereus (koala)
Lineage: Eukaryota; Metazoa; Chordata; Mammalia; Diprotodontia; Phascolarctidae
Gene: GRB2
Product: growth factor receptor bound protein 2
Molecular function (GO): protein binding
Source: RefSeq, a predicted model, not a curated record
AGGAAGUUCUCGCGGGAGUACGGCGGAGGAGCGGAAGCGAGGCGGCUCUGGUGCUGCGGCUACCGGGCGGCGGCGGGCGCUGCUCUGCGGGGAGCGCCGGGAUCUCGGCAGCCGCUCACUGCGGGUGGACGGGCCGGCGGGGCGAAGAGCGGGAGCUUGGCGCCACUAUGCCUGGAACUUCCAAUUUUGAAAGAAAAUCCAUUUUGAAUGUCAGUGGCAGCACCACUUACCCCGUACUCCAGGGCAGAAUCUUACAUCUCCUGUACAGGCAGUUCCAGUGAAUCAGAUCUCAGGGAGGGAGGAGAGUCUGAGCCCAGAUAGUCGGGCCGUUGCAGCAGGGAGGUCUCCAUUCCCUCCUGCCCCAAGCUGCUGAGCAUUUAGCAGCUCUCAGCAUGGAAGCCAUCGCCAAAUACGACUUCAAAGCCACUGCAGAUGAUGAGUUGAGCUUCAAAAGGGGUGACAUCCUCAAGGUGUUGAAUGAAGAAUGUGAUCAAAAUUGGUAUAAGGCAGAACUCAAUGGAAAAGAUGGCUUCAUUCCCAAGAACUAUAUAGAAAUGAAACCACAUCCGUGGUUUUUUGGCAAAAUCCCCAGAGCAAAGGCAGAAGAAAUGCUUGGCAAACAGCGACAUGAUGGUGCCUUUCUUAUCCGGGAGAGUGAGAGUGCACCAGGGGACUUCUCCCUCUCUGUCAAGUUUGGAAAUGAUGUGCAGCAUUUCAAGGUGCUCCGAGAUGGGGCUGGAAAGUAUUUCCUUUGGGUGGUAAAGUUCAAUUCUUUAAAUGAGCUGGUAGAUUAUCACAGAUCCACCUCGGUUUCCAGAAACCAGCAGAUAUUCUUGCGGGACAUAGAACAGGUGCCACAGCAACCAACAUAUGUCCAGGCCCUCUUUGACUUUGACCCCCAAGAAGAUGGAGAGCUGGGCUUCCGUCGGGGAGAUUUCAUACAGGUCCUUGAUAACUCAGACCCCAACUGGUGGAAAGGAGCCUGCCAUGGGCAGACCGGCAUGUUUCCACGUAACUACGUCACCCCAGUGAACCGGAACAUCUAAGAAUCAAUAAGAAAUUAUUUAAGGAAACAUGAAAUUUUUUAAACAUACACACAUACAAAAGUAAAAUCCACAUGCUGCAUCUAACAGCAGCCAGUGAGGGAGCUCUGAGCAUCUGGCCAUAACACCUAAGUCACCAUAGGGUGACCCUCUCUCACUCUGGAUGGAACUUUGGUGAGGGAGGGGCGGGAAAGGGAGUUGGAUAUAAAAUGCCAAAACUUACCUUUAAAUUAAGAAAAGAUCAUUUUUAUUACAGAUUUUCGCAGGUGUUCCUGUUUCCCCUCCUUUAUCCCCUUUUCCCCCAUUCUUUCUCUUCUGUCCAUCAGUGCAUGACAUUAAAUGACACACCUAAUCUUAACUGAUGCAGAUAAUAAAAGAUAAGAAACCAUGUGGACUGGUAUUUUCUCUAUGCAGAAUGUCUGUUUUAGGUAGAAUGUGCAACUGAAAAGAGAGGACUCCUGACAUGUUCAGAAUUCAGAUCUUUUUGCUCUGAGAAAGUAUUUGUGGGUUUGGGUAAACCUUGUAUUUGUCAUUUUGGGAGCAAAGUAGAGUGAAUAGAUAUUUUGCCAGUACGUGGGCCAUCUUGCAAAAUUCUACAUAGCAGAAGCUUGGGUUUUUGUUUUUGUUUUUUUCCACCAUGUUCUCUUCUAAGUGGUGUGUUGUUGAACAUUUUUAUAGUGCCUUUUCCAUUGUUUUCAGGGUUUUUUUUGGUUGUAAUUUUUAAGUUAAAGACAGUCCAGAGCUUUUCAGCCAAUUUUUCUCUUUAUAUGUAUAAUUUUAUAUUUGUCAGGGAGGGAAACCGGGAGUCAAACAGGGAGAAGUUCUAAGUUCUUAUUUGUCUCUUUGAAGCCAGAAGUCUUUAAGGAUUAAGCUUUAAUAUUGGUGAGCAAGUACAUAAUUUCCAGAGGUAAUGCAUGCAGGACCCAUAGAUGCUGCCAACAGCAGUGCAGUAUGGUAGACACCCCAUGGAAGCAGGGAAGAGGUGUAGCCCUUCCUGUAUUUAAUUCAGUCUGGUAAAAAGAAAGUUGAAGGUCUCAGGUGAUCUCUGGUUCCCUCUUGACUGGUGGGAGACAGUAAUUCUCACAUGUACCUCCCUAUGGCCAGAAAAUGUCCAACUACAAGAAAACCAAAAGAGAAAUUUAAACUAUUGUUCUUGAAUCUUAAAACAUAAUCCUGUAUUCCUACACUGGUGUAGGAAUGUAACUAUUUAUAUUGUCUUGCUCUUAAAAAUAGGGAUAUCUUCUUGGAACUUUGACGUGUGUGUGUGUGUGUGUGUGUGUGUGUGUGUGCGUGUGUGUGUGUGUGUGUCCUGACCUGCUUAAUUGAGCAUUCAAGAAGCAAGGGACUAGUAUCUUCACUUCCUACUUAACAGCGGGCUGUUUAUGGCUAGUCCGUCCUGUCCCACCCGACUGCCCCUAUAAAACUUCUGAAGCAGAAAGAGUAUUUGAGGGAAAUGAUUUUUAACUGAAGGGAGACUAGUUUAACAGCAAUGCCCUUAGUGCUAAGCUUUGGUUACUUUAUUGUUUUUCCAGCGACUGUAUUAUUUUUAUGCCCCAUCCCCUUAAAAUAAACAAAUGGAACCCCCUUCAUUUUUUCCCUUGAGUGUCUUUUUGGUUUUUCUGAAACUUUCUUUGGGCACUUGUAGAGAUGGAUGCUGCCUUUGACAUUCUGAUUCACCAAGAGGUAAGCAACUCUCCAAGCUGAGCAUUCCUUGUGUUCCUCUUCUUGCUAUUUGGUUCUACUUCUUCUUCCAUCAGUAAUGAUAAAAGGAAACUAUGGCAUUCGACACCUGGACCAUUUGAUUGUUUAUUUUGGAAUUGGUGUAUAUCACGAAGCCUUGCUGAACUGUUUUGUGUAUAUGAAAAAAAAAAAUCAGUGUUUAAAUAAAAAGACCUAUGUACUUAAUCCUUUAACUCUGCAACAGCAUUUGGUAGAUAGUAAUUAACUGUGAAUAAUAAACAUACAAUGUAUUCUUCA